AUGCCGUUUGUUGUUGCGUGCGCGUACGCCUUCUCGGGCCUUCCAGCCCAGGGCUUCUCCGCUCUCGUCCUCGCUUCCCUCGUCGCCCUCGGCUCGGCGGCGGCGCCCGCUGCGGGUUCCGCCGAGCAGGCGAGGGCGCAGCUCGCGUCUCGCAUCGCAGAGACGCGUCGAAGCAAGCAGGCGAAGCGGGUCGUGCUCUUCAUCGGCGACGGAAUGGGCCUGGGCACGCAGUACGCGACGCGCAUCUGGGAGGGGCAGCAGGAGGGAAGUCUCGGCGAGGAGCACGUGUCUGUUCUCGAUCGCGCGCCCCACGUCGGCGUGACCAAGACGUAUACGCUCAACGCACAGACGGCGGACAGCGCCGCCUCGGCGACUGCCUUCAUGAGCGGCGCGAAGACCAUCAACGGCGUGAUCAACACCAAGCCCUCCCUCGGCCGCGGCGAGUGCAACGCGCCGCUCGUCUUCAUCACGUCCGAGCUGGGCUACCGCAACGGCAUCGUGUCGACGGCUCGGGUGACGCACGCCACGCCCGCGGCCGCCUACGCCGUGUCGGCGGAUCGCAACUGGGAGGCGUCCGUGCCGAUCGCCGACUGCCCGCAAAAGGACAUAGGACAGCAGCUCGCGGACGCGAUGCUGGGCGGCCAGAUAGACGUGGCGAUGGGCGGGGGGAUGCGCUCCUUCCUGCCCGCGUGCCAGGCGCGGGCCUACGCGGCCGGGAUCUCCGUCAGCACGGGCGCGGAGACUCCGGCCGGCCGCGUGGUGAUUGUCCACGACUUUGAGGGCGCGCGAGUGGCGUGCGCCGUCCUCCGCGAGGCAUCUCCCCCCUCCCCCGCGGCGCUGCGCGCCGACGGCUUCGUGCGGUACUUCACCUACUCGGACUAUGUCGGCAGCCUGCGCGUGAGCGGCUCGUUGGAGAUCACCGCCCGCCCGAGCGGCGAGAGGGUCCUCUCGUUCGCGCUCCGCGGCGUCGACCCGCUCUGCUCCGGCGGGGCCGGCCCCAACCGCUCAAACUCGUGCGGCGUCCACGUCCACGAGGGCGAGAGCUGCGGCGCGGACGCGGGCGGCCACCUCUACGACCGCGCCGCGCUGCGGGAGGACCCGUGGGCGGGCGUCGCGUACACGGCGACGGCGUGCUCCGGAAAGUCCGGGAGCCGGACGGACGGGGAGGACCUGACGGCGCGGCUCCGCUCGGCGGGCGUCGAGAUAGCGGACUCGCGCGCGGGGUUCGACGCGCUGCGCGGUGCGGCCGUGCGGAGGGAGGGGCGCGUUCUGGCCGGCUUCUCCGAGGAGAAUGGCGGGAGCCACAUGGUGUACGAGGCGAGGGCGGACCGGAAUGCGAGCGUCGCGCCAUCGCUCGCCGAGAUGACGGCCGAGGCUAUCCGCCGGCUGUCGGUGCACGAUCGCUUCUUCCUGCAGGUGGAGGGCGGCCGCAUCGACCACGCGCUCCACGCAAACCAGCUGCAGAGAGCAGCGAUCGAGACCGCGGCCUUCGAGAAGGCGGUGCAGGUCGCGCUCGACUCGCUGAGCCUCGACGACAGCCUCAUCAUCGCCACGGCCGACCACUCCCACGGACUCAUGUUCACGGGGUACUGCGCGCGCGGCUCCCCGAUCGACGGGCUCUGCUACCGCAUCGACGCGAGCGGCAUCGCCGCGGCGGAGGGCCCUCCCAAACCCGCGCCCGUGCCCGAGGUGGACGCGGACGGGUAUAACAUCACGGUCGCCACCUUCGCCACGGGCCGGCGGCUGCGAGAGGAAGAGCCGCGCAGCGCUGCCUCGAUCGCGGCGCAGGGGCCCGACUUCCUGUCGCCCGCCGUCUUCAAGGCUUCUUCGGAGCGGCACUCUGGCGAGGACGUCAUCACGUACGCUUGGGGUGCGCAGGCGCACCUCGUCGGCGGCACAUUCGAGCAGCACGUCUUGCACCACCUCAUGCUUCACGCCAUGAGCGCCGGCGGCGAGGACGACCGCAUCGAGCAGCGGCGGGGCGGCGUCCCGUGGGUCCCGAUUGCCGCCGCCUGCUCGGCGAUCCUCGCGGCAUUCCUGCUCGCGUGCAGGAGGUGCUGCUGCCGCCGGGGCAGGGCAGGGCAGGGGAUUCAGCUGAUGGACCAGCCAGAGGCGUCGCACGUGGACCCCACCUCCAGCGCCUAUGCGGCCAGGUACGGAGGCGGCGCGUUCGGGAGCGGCGCAGCCGGCGCGCCGAAGGCAUUGGCAGAGGGCGGCCGCGCGACGGGCGUGUGA
This is a messenger RNA of Emiliania huxleyi CCMP1516, 2235 nucleotides long. RefSeq lists its product as hypothetical. Bases 1 to 2235 code for a protein of 744 amino acids. The record is from RefSeq and is a predicted model, not a curated record. Gene Ontology annotation, biological process: dephosphorylation. Lineage: Eukaryota; Haptophyta; Isochrysidales; Noelaerhabdaceae. Gene Ontology annotation, molecular function: alkaline phosphatase activity. The transcript is spliced from 3 exons.